GUUAAAAACCAGACUCACACUCUCAAUUUGGUACGCCACUGCUGUAUGAUAAGAGUUAACUUCAACAAACACGUUUUUGAGCCAGUAUGAACAAACGAAUCAGUUGAUUACUUUUAUUAGGCAUAUUUUUCGAAAUCGUACCCAAUUCAAUAAUACUGAGCGCUGAUUUUAUCAUGGCAAGCCGAACUUUGGGAAAAAUGUUAUACUCUGGUAUACAAUCCAACCUCAAACGUAAUCACGAUGUUUUCCACAAAAUGAAAAUUCGAUCCUUCAGUUCUGCUAUAGAUGACUUUGAGAAUAUAAGGAUCUCCAAGGCAGGUGCUAGUAAUAAUAUUGGUAUUAUUGAACUCCACAGACCUAAAGUUCUUAAUGCUCUGAACACUGCCUUACUAUUGGAAGUAUCCAAGGCUUUGGAUCAGUUUGAAGUUGACUCCUCCAUUGGCGCUAUCAUAUUGACCGGAAACGAGAAAUCUUUUGCAGCAGGAGCAGAUAUCAGAGAAAACGCAUCGACAAUCUACACCCAAUGUUUCAAACCAAAUUUUAUGGGUGAAUGGUCCAGAAUUACUCAAACAACUAAACCAAUCAUUGCAGCUGUGAACGGGUAUGCUUUCGGCGGUGGGUGCGAACUUGCCAUGAUGUGUGAUAUCAUUUACGCCGGCGAAAAAGCCAAAUUUGGUCAACCUGAAAUACUUCUAGGAAUAAUUCCUGGAGCUGGAGGGACUCAACGAUUGCCAAGAUUUGUAGGAAAAUCCAAGGCUAUGGAAAUGGUUCUCACAGGAAACCCCAUUUCUGCCCAAGAAGCCCAACAAAUGGGAUUAGUGAGCAAAGUUUUUCCAGUAGAUAAACUUCUGGAGGAAUCUAUAAAAUUAGGGGAGAAAAUAGCAAGUAACUCCCAGAUAACCAAUAUGAUAGCCAAAGAGUGUGUAAACAUAGCAUUCGAAACAACACUCAAAGAAGGACUUCAUUUCGAGAAAAGAAUGUUCCAUGGGACAUUUGCAACCAAAGACCAGAAGGAAGGAAUGGCAGCAUUUAUAGAGAAGCGAAAACCGAAUUUUACCAAUGAGUGAUGUCAUUCAAGAUGAAUAAUAAAAAACUAUUAUCUUUAA
This is a messenger RNA of Leptinotarsa decemlineata (Colorado potato beetle), 1106 nucleotides long. RefSeq names its product enoyl-CoA hydratase, mitochondrial. Lineage: Eukaryota; Metazoa; Arthropoda; Insecta; Coleoptera; Chrysomelidae. Gene Ontology annotation, cellular component: mitochondrion. The record is from RefSeq and is a predicted model, not a curated record. Gene Ontology annotation, molecular function: catalytic activity. Gene Ontology annotation, biological process: fatty acid beta-oxidation.